Gambusia affinis (western mosquitofish) is the source of this 1508-nucleotide messenger RNA. RefSeq names its product protein FAM107B. NCBI's taxonomy places the organism in Eukaryota, Metazoa, Chordata, Actinopteri, Cyprinodontiformes, Poeciliidae. Gene Ontology annotation, biological process: regulation of actin cytoskeleton organization; actin filament bundle assembly; actin filament polymerization. The record is from RefSeq and is a predicted model, not a curated record. The coding region runs from base 171 to 743 and encodes 190 amino acids. Gene Ontology annotation, cellular component: synapse; neuron projection; stress fiber. The transcript has 5 exons.
CCUCCUCACUCUCUCCUGGCUCAGUCCGGCUGAUCUCUGCUCUGCUGCCAGUUGGGAUGAAGUUCAGUGGUCCGCCUGACUCGCUGGUGGGCUAACCGAACCCAGAGCUCCGUCUGUCAGGCUGCAGAUCAGGAAGGCUCAGAGGAGGGGCGUCGCUCCUGCUGGGAAUAAUGGGAGCUUCUUAUGGGAAGAAGAAAUCGUACAGCAUCGACCAUGAGCCUCUGUCCAGACAGCCGGGCAGGAAGAACGGGAAGCAGCCAAAUGGCAGAGCUUCGGCGUACCCUGAUCUGCAGCAGCAUCGCCCCGGUGACGUCCACAGGAGGCCGUCCCCGGCGUCCAGCUGCGUCCCCCCGCCUGACUACAUGGACGGAGACGAGGACCUGAUCAAACCCAAGAAGCUGCUGAAUCCUGUCAAGACAUCCAGGAGCCACCAGGAGCUGCACAGGGAGCUGCUGAGCAGCUGCAGACGGGGGGGCAGCGGGGUGGAGACCAAGCCGGAGCUGCAGCGGGUUCUGGAGUCCAGGAAGCGGGAUCAGCUGAUCCGCCAGAGGAAACAGGAAGAGGAAGCGCGCAGGAAGAUUUCCCCGCUGGAGGCCGAGCUGCUCAAGAGACACAUGAAGCUGGAGGAGCUGGAGCAUCAGGAGGAGCAGCAGCAGGAGCAGAACCUCAGAGCUCCAGAGUUUGUUAAAGUCAGAGAAAAUCUGAGACGGACAUCCUUCCAUGCAGACGAGAAGGAGGUGUAGAGACGGAGAAACAAAGUGACCAGAAGGUGACAGGAGGACAGGAUGCUCUGGGGACGGAACGUCCGUAGCAGGACUCUGCGAGGUCGGGGAUAUGGCGGCCAUGAUGUCUCCCAGCAGAUGUUAAACCUGUCGGAUCCCUGAUCUGAUGCUAAAGUUUCCGCAUCAUGAUGAUUGUUAGACAACAGCUGCCCCCUGGUGGUCAGCUUGUAGACAGCAGCACCUGGAUGAGCAGGUAGACCCACCUUAAGAGGAAGAGGAGGUUCUUCAUCAGCCUGAUGACGCUUUGAUCAGCAGAAUAGAUUUUCUGCUCUCUCAUUGGUCAGGACGAUCCUCAGGUAUUUCAGCUCAAACUUCUUCUUUGUGCCUUUUCUGUCAGGAACCGUUCCUCUGGGUCCUCCUGCCGCAGCAACAAGUUUUAUGUAGGCUUUAUUAAAACCAGAGCCGUUUUAUAGACGUAACCAUGUUAGAUCUGUGUUGUAGAGUUCAGCUCAGUGAGUUCAAGCUAACUCCUGUAGGACGUCUAACAGCUGCUAACAUCUGGCCCGGCCAGCUGUCCCUCUGCUGGGACCUGACGAUGCAAAGCAGCUGCAGUCACUAACCGACAACAGAGGAACCGCUGAGGCCGGCUCGGCAUGGAGACACAAAACCACUUCCUGUCUGAGUGAGAACAGCUGCAGAGAUUUCACAACACUUCAUGCUCAGACGAUGGACAGUAGGUUUGUUGACUGAUGUUGUGCCUGAAUAAACCUUUAUUAAAACAGCUCA